AUGGAGACGAUGCUGCAGAUAAAGGUGCUCAAGGAGAGCAUCCACCGGAAUGACAUUGCAAUAAAGAACCUGCUCAAGGACAUUUGGGAGUGCGAGGGCACACUGCAGGACCUGAACCGACUGAACAUGGACAUCUCCAAGCGGUUCAGUCAGACGAGGCAAGAUCUGGCGGACAUCAAACGCCUGAUCAAGUCGAUCGAGGACAGCGACACGGUCGCCUCUCUGGCCAGCCAGCACGAGCAGAUGCAGAAUCAGUUCGAGGUGAACAUGCUGGUGCAGUCGAAGGCGGUGACGGCCAGCACGCGGCGGAUCAACCAGCGGACGCGGGAGAGCCUCUUCAAGGGCGCCGGAGAGCUUCGAAAUCGCCAACUAAACGGCAACUACUCCGAUGAUGGCAGUGGCCAGCCCAGCGAGGAGAUCCUCGCCAACCAGGCCUCCCACCUGACGGAGAGCCUGCAGUCGGUGAAUCGGCUGCUGGCCAGCGAGGUGGAGAAGAGCAAGUACACCCUCGACACGCUGGUCAGCUCCUCGGCGGUGGUCACCGAAACGAGCGAGGAGUUCAAGACCAUGUCCAGCUACAUCGCCAACUCGAAGACGCUGCUGAACAAGUACGGCCGCCGGGAGCUGACCGACAAGGUGCUCAUCGCCCUGGCCAUUGCCUUCUUCUACGG
Molecule: messenger RNA, 671 nt
Organism: Rhagoletis zephyria (snowberry fruit fly)
Lineage: Eukaryota; Metazoa; Arthropoda; Insecta; Diptera; Tephritidae
Product: vesicle transport protein SEC20-like
Biological process (GO): retrograde vesicle-mediated transport, Golgi to endoplasmic reticulum
Cellular component (GO): endoplasmic reticulum; SNARE complex
Molecular function (GO): SNAP receptor activity
Source: RefSeq, a predicted model, not a curated record